Messenger RNA from Vanessa atalanta (red admiral), 2154 nucleotides. RefSeq names its product lysosome-associated membrane glycoprotein 1 (gene Lamp1). Gene Ontology annotation, cellular component: membrane. The transcript is spliced from 6 exons. NCBI's taxonomy places the organism in Eukaryota, Metazoa, Arthropoda, Insecta, Lepidoptera, Nymphalidae. Bases 112 to 1080 code for a protein of 322 amino acids. The record is from RefSeq and is a predicted model, not a curated record.
GAAAUGACAUUUGCAUAGAGAACUCAAUUCUUACAAAAUCAUUUUAUUGCAACGUACUUGUGAGACUGUUCGGGAAUAAAUUGUUUUAAAUAGCUUGUUAAUCACUUUAAAAUGACUCGGUUAAGGUUUUGUUUGUUUGCCGCAGUUUUAUGCAGCCUAACGGUACUAGGUCAAAGCGAUUUAACUUCGCCAAAAACGUCGACAAUAGAGGUGCCGUUGCCUUCGGAGUUGACAAGCUUACAGCCGGAAAUUAAAACGACUACAGAAGUCGCUACGGAUCCGACAGAUACGACGCCAGCACCAACCACAGCUCCGCCGUCGCCGAGUCCUAAGCCUAAGCCCACGCCGCCUCCAUCCCCAACACCUACUCCCACAACACCAGCUCCUACCCCAGCACCAGGCCCUCUUCCCCCUCCUCAACAGGGCAUAUGGUCGUACACUGACAAGAGCAACAUUACUUGUGUCCUGGUCCAGUUUGCAGCUCAAUUAAAUGUCACAUACACCAAGGUGGAAAAUGCAUCCACCUCUCUUGCCUAUGUUCUCCUCAACGUGCCACCAUCGGCGAUUGUCGUCGACGGAAGCUGCAACACCACAGAUCAAUGGCUGAACAUCAGCUGGCCGGUCAGCAAUGCCACGGACACAACAUUCAACAACAUGGUGCUGAUAUUCCACAACAAUGAAACAACAAAGACAUACUCUCUCCAGAACCUCAACGUAUCUCUCGCGGCGGAAGUGUUCCCUGACGCAUCGUCCAAGGAGCCCGUGGAGCUGUGGCACGGCGUGGAGUGGCGCACGCCACUCGCCACGUCGUACCGCUGCGCGCCGCCCACGCAGCUCAACAUGACGGCCGACAUCACCAGCGUCGUCGCCACGCUCACGCUCUCGCAGCUCCAGGAGGAGGCCUUCAGGAACUCCACCAACAAGGCCUUCAGCGCCGCGCGCGAGUGCGGCGGCGGCGACGUGCCGGACGCCGUGCCCAUCGCGGUGGGCUGCGCGCUGGGCGGGCUGGUGGUGGUGGUGCUGGUGGCCUACCUGGUGGGCCGGCGCCGCUCCGCCGCGCGCGGGUACCUCUCCAUGUAGGUGAGCAGAUGGAACAUGGAGAAUCGACGUACGUAGUAAAAUAGCAUAGAACUAACACCAUCAAUCGAUCUUCAUUUCAUCGCAUUAAAUAUUUACACAAUUAUAGACCUUAUUUCAAUAAACGCUAUGAUGUAUUAUGUAAAAAUAUAUGACUCGUCGCAGACCUUAAACUCUUUUCUAAAAUAUUAAAUUGCUCAAUAUUAAAACUGGCAACACUCGAUAUACAACAUGUUUAGUAAAAAAAAAAAAAACAAAAAACAAUCGUGUCUUAGUUCCAUCUAUUGUAUCGAACAUCGUACGAGUGAUAUAAUCUCAAUUUUUCAAAACAACAUAAUAAUUACAUAUUAUUUGUAAAUUUUGCUAAAAUUUCAUUUAUAUCUUAGUUAUAAAUUCAAUUAAUAAUAUUAUUGAAACCAGAUCGGAAUGAUCUAACGAUUCGCUGAUAGAACUCUCGAUAUGCGAAUUAAAAAUGUCUAUGUAUAAUGAUAACGAAAUAAUAUAUAAAGAUGUGAUGUUAUUUACUAGUUUUAAUGAAAGAAAUUUAAACAAUCUAUCAUUUUAAGCUUGUCGAGUUUUAUUUAAUCAAUUCCAAAGAUUUGAUUCGAAAAUAUUAUACUUCGGUAUAAUAAAUAAUUAUAACAAUUUUGUGAUUAAUGUUUGUCCAUAUGAAUAAGAAUUAAUGAACGCUAUCGACUCACUAUGUCUUCUAUACUUGAUAAUAAACAUUCUGGACGAUUUCAUGCGACUAUAUAAUUUAAAACGAUUAGUUAAUCUGUAUUUUUUGUCUAAGUUUCAAUUGUAUGUAGUAGAUAAAUGUUAGUUGUAUCGGUUUAUGGGUUUUUAAUAACGAAAUUGUCCAGAUAACAUCCCGAUUGGUGUGACUGACUGGGUGGGUGAAAUGGGGGGCAAUAGAGCUGACCGCUUCGUCACUCCGACGUGACAAUGAAACUCCCUUCCAUAAAUGCUGAUUAUUUUCAACGAUUGCUUAAUAUCGGUGAGUACGAAGUGAUCAGCUGUUAAACUAUUUGUGAUGUGCACAUAAUUAUAUUAAAAUAAAUGUUUUUUAUUGCCAAA